AUGCUGCGUCAAAAAAUAACCCAUAAAAUUAGAAAAGUUGUCGUUCCAGGUAUUUCUUUAUUAGUAUUCUUCCAGGGAUGUCUAAUUCUUCUGUUUCUUCAAAUCACCUAUAAAACUCUCUAUUGUAAAAAUAGAGUGAAGAAACAAAUUGGUCUUAAUAAAACCAAAAGGCUAUUCAUUGUCUUGGUAUCAUCCAUUUUGCAUGUGGUCGCACCAUCUGCUGUGAGAAUCACCACUGAAAACUCCAGUGUUCCCAAAGGCACUUUUUUCAAGGACUUAAAGAAAGAUAGAAUUUUCUCUCAUUUAAAAUCCAAUUCUGUGGCUAUUUGUAAUCACCAAAUAUAUACGGAUUGGAUAUUUCUAUGGUGGCUAGCCUAUACAUCGGACUUCGGGGCCAAUGUAUUCAUCAUCCUGAAAAAGUCAUUAGCAUCUAUCCCUAUUCUUGGUUUCGGUAUGAGAAACUAUAAUUUCAUUUUUAUGAGUAGGAAAUGGGCUCAAGAUAAAAUAACCCUAAGCAAUAGCCUUGCUGGACUUGACUCGAAUGCAAGGGGCAUCGGGUCACUUGCCGGGAAGUCCCCUGAACGUAUAAAUGAGGAAGGUGAGAGUAUAUGGAAUCCAGAGAUUACUGACCCAGAACAAAUUCAUUGGCCGUACAAUCUAAUCCUGUUCCCUGAAGGUACAAACCUCAGUGCCGACACCCGACAAAAGAGUGCCAAAUACGCUGCUAAAGUAGGAAAAAAAGCUUUUAAGAAUAUACUAUUGCCUCAUUCUACGGGCUUGAGAUUUUCGCUACAAAAGCUGAAGCCAAGCAUUGGAAAUCUUUAUGACAUCACAAUUGGCUACUCAGGUGUCAAACAAAAAGAAUAUGGUGAACAAAUAUAUGGAUUGAAGAGUAUAUUUUUAGAAGGAAAAUACCCCAAAUUAGUUGAUAUUCAUAUCAGAGCUUUUAAUGUCAAAGAUAUUCCCUUAGAAGAUGAGAAUGAAUUUUCGGAAUGGCUGUAUAACAUUUGGAGUGAUAAAGAUGCUUUGAUGGAAAAAUACUAUUCCACGGGAUCAUUCGUAAGUGAUGUUGAAACAAAUCAUUCUGUUACCGAUAGUUUUAAGAUUAACCGUAUUGAAUUAAUCGAGGUUUUAAUAUUACCAGCUUUGACGAUAAUCUGGCUGGCUUAUAAAAUCUUUUCUUUUUUUUCAUAUUAA
Molecule: messenger RNA, 1197 nt
Organism: Saccharomyces mikatae IFO 1815
Lineage: Eukaryota; Fungi; Ascomycota; Saccharomycetes; Saccharomycetales; Saccharomycetaceae
Gene: CST26
Product: putative acyltransferase
Exons: 1
Coding region: 1-1197 (398 amino acids)
Cellular component (GO): endomembrane system
Molecular function (GO): acyltransferase activity
Source: RefSeq, a predicted model, not a curated record